AUGUCUACAUCAAAUAUGCGUGAUGAACCAUACUAUACAAGUGAACAAAUUCCAAUACCACCUGAAUUACCUGAUAUCUUACUUCAAUUUUCUAAAGCUGCUAUUCGUACACAACCAAAUGAUGUACUCGCUUGGAGUGCUGCAUAUUUUCGAGCAUUAGCAAAUGGUGAAACACCACCAGUUAAAGAACGUCUUGAGAUGCCCGUAGCUACGCAAAAAACUGACACAGGUUUAACAAUGGGUCUAUUGAAAAUUUUACAUAAACAGCUCUCACCAAAAGGUACAUUACCAUUACAAGAAAUUCAAAAUAAAUUUGAUGAUUUAAAGAUUCCUCGUGAACAAUUUGAUGAUAUUGUACAAAUUGGCUCAUUUAAUGUUGAUGCACAAUGGGAUCAUUUUCUAGCGAUUGCUGUAUCCAAAUUGGCUAAAAAUAUAACUGACACGUUAAUUAAAAUAUGUGAAUUAUUAACAAGCGAUCCGCCAGGUGCUAAUGCUCGUAUACCAUUUGAACAAUGGAAAAAAUAUUAUCGAUAUUUAGCUGAACUUGAUGGUGAGGUUCAUCAACAACAUAUAAAAGAAGUUAUUGAUUAUUUAGCUAAUGAAUGGGUCAUAAGACAAAAUGGAAUGAUCCAUCCAAGAAAUUUCAUUCAUCCGGAAUGUCCAAAAUUGGAUGGCUAA
Molecule: messenger RNA, 678 nt
Organism: Rotaria sp. Silwood1
Lineage: Eukaryota; Metazoa; Rotifera; Eurotatoria; Philodinida; Philodinidae
Source: the annotation of a GenBank genome assembly